Molecule: messenger RNA, 4548 nt
Organism: Maylandia zebra (zebra mbuna)
Lineage: Eukaryota; Metazoa; Chordata; Actinopteri; Cichliformes; Cichlidae
Gene: morc3a
Product: MORC family CW-type zinc finger 3a
Cellular component (GO): nucleus; PML body
Molecular function (GO): ATP hydrolysis activity; zinc ion binding
Source: RefSeq, a predicted model, not a curated record
GCCGACCGGAUGCUUGGACCUAACCCCGCCCACAGCAAUCGGUCUACAGAGAAAGAUGGCGACGCAGAUGGACCAUGGUGUUCCGUUAAGCACGCUUUCGCCCAAGUUUCUGCACAGCAACUCCACCAGCCACACCUGGCCCUUCAGCGCUAUAGCUGAACUGAUUGACAAUGCCUACGACCCAGACGUCAGUGCCAAACAGUUCUGGAUUGAUAAAACUGUGGUCAAAGGAGAAGAAUGCCUCAGCUUCAUGGAUAAUGGAAAUGGGCUGGACAAUAAAACAAUGCAUAAGAUGCUCAGCUUCGGAUACAGUGACAAGAUGCCCCUGAACGGUAAAGAUCCAAUUGGAAUCUAUGGCAAUGGCUUCAAGUCUGGCUCCAUGCGUCUUGGCAAAGAUGCUAUUGUCUUCUCCAAGUCGAAGAGGAGCUUAUGCGUGGGGAUGCUCUCCCAGACUUACCUGGAAAAGAUUGGUGCAGAUCAAAUAAUUGUACCUAUUGUUUCCUUUGAAGAGAGCGACUCCAAGAACUUCUGUGUAAGAGAGGACCAGAAAUCCAGUCUACAGGCCAUUCUGCAGUAUUCCCCUUUCAGCACACAAGAAGAGCUACUCUCAGAGAUUCAUGCAAUUAGUUUGCCGGGAUCCACGUCGAAAACUGGCACACGGAUCAUCAUCUGGAACCUCCGCAGGACAUCUACUGGAACAACAGAGUUUGAUUUUGAGAAGGAUCGGUAUGACAUCCGAAUUCCAUCUGAGGUUUACAGUGCAGAGAAUGACACUAAUCAGCGUCCAGACAAGAUCACGUCACACAUCCCUGAGAGCAUGUACUCGCUUCGGGCAUUUUCCAGCAUUCUGUACCUGAAGCCUCGAAUGCAGAUCAUAGUUCGGGGUCAAAAGGUGAAAUCUCAGCUCAUCGCCAAGAGCCUGGCCUGGAUCAGAAAGGAUCACUAUAAGCCUACUUUCCUAGUACCGACCCAAAGAAUUCCUAUUACUUUUGGGUAUAACACCAAAAGCAAAGACCAGUGUGGCAUAAUGAUGUAUCACAAGAACCGGCUCAUUAAAGCUUACGAACGUGUCGGCUGUCAGCUUAAGGCCAACAACAACGGUGUUGGAGUCAUUGGGGUCAUAGAAUGUAACUUUUUGGAUCCCACUCACAACAAACAGAGUUUUAUGGAGAAUGACAAGUACAGGAAAACCAUGAAUAAUUUGGGGAUUAAAUUGGAGGAGUACUGGAAAGAGAUACGCUACAGAAAGACGAAAGAAAAUCCAAAUAGCACCAUACUACCAGAAGAUAUCAAGAAGCGACCAGAUCAAAACUGGGCGCAGUGUGAUAGCUGUCUGCAGUGGCGUAAACUUCCUGAUGGCAUUGACAUCAACAAGCUGCCAGAGAAAUGGUUCUGCCAAAUGAACCCUGAUCCUCAGUUCAGGAGCUGCCAGGUAGCCGAGGAAAAAGAAGACUCUGAUGAUGAUCAGCCUUCGUAUCGCAAGACCUACAAACAGCAGGAGAGAGAGGAAAAGAAACAGGAGAAGGAAAGACAGAUGAUUGUCCACCAAUCCCCUUCCACUCCCACUACUUUGAGGAGCUGUUCAUUACAAGAGGGCGCUACAAGGCCUGAAUCCUCACCGCUGACGUCUUCCACCAUUUCUUCAGCUGCCUACAGCCCUUCUCGUAAUGAUGGUUUUCCAGUUAUUACUAGUGUAUGCUCAUUGUCAGCAGGCGCAUUGUCAGCAGGCGCAUUGUCAACCCUGAGAGUAAAAAGGAAACUGCCUGUUACUCCACAGAACACACCAAAAAGAUCUCGGAUAAAUGGCUUCCACAGGAGCACCUCGGAAACAGCCCCAUCAGUAGAUGUGACCCCACUGAGCUCUCCUUCUGUGAAUGUCGAUAGUAAUACUGAUGAUACCGACGAUGAAAUUGUCAUCUUGGAGACUGCUAGCACCCCCAAGCCAAAACAGAACCUCUACGAUUUAAAUAAAGUGAAGAAAGAGGAAGAGCAAAGUGACAAUAAUGUCAGCAUGCUGUUGGAGUGUAGCGAUGAUGCUGCUGUGGAUGUCCCCUCAGACACGAAUGCUGCAGGAGCAAGCUCUGCAGGGUCUGCAGCUGUGGAAACCAGUUCCUCCCCAGCGCCCCUUCCACAGCUGUCAAGCGCCACUACCCAGACAGAAGCACCUAUUGUGAAGCAAGAAGGCGAGGACCAAAAGCAAGAUGAUAUUAAUAAGGGUGGUAAAGAACAGACCUCAAAUAUGGAUAACUGCAACGUUCAGCAAAGAAAAUUUAAGCAGGAGAGCAGUGGAGACAGUCAGAGUGAACAUCAGGGACAGAAGACCUUGCAGAAUGGUGUGAACCAUGAUCUAGAAAGGGAAGGAAGUCCUAGACCUUCCUGUUCAAAUAUCGGUGACAACGAAUAUAGUCCACUUACCUACCCCAAUAUCUCUGAGGUACAGCAACAACAAGACCAGCUGCUUGAGCUCAUGCAGGAGACCGCUCAGGAGAGAGACUCUUUAAAAGAACAGGUCCAGAAACUUACCUCACAAGUGAAAGACCUGGAGAAAAAACUGAAGGAGAUGGCACCGGUCAGCGUAAAGAAGGAGUGUUGUCACCAAGCCAGCCAGACAGAAGAAACAGGAUGGCAGACGGACUACAAAAGUCUGUUCGAGAAGGCCAAACAGAAAGUCAGUGAACUGAUUAAAGAGAAGGAGGCUUUAAUAGCAGCAUCUGAUACCAAGGCCAAUCUGAGUGCUGACAAAAAUGUGGAAAACGAUGAUGAGAUCGCACUGCAAGUUGACGCUCUAGUCCGGAAACUGGAUCAAAGAACGAAGGAGACAGAAGAGCUGCGCUCACGGCUGGACCUUGUGGAGGAGCACAAGGCAAACCUGGCAGCCCAGUGUGAAGAGCUCCAGUUAAGCUUAGAGCACCAAAGGGAAAAAGCACAAAGUCUUCCAACAACCAGUGAAUCUUCAAUUCAGACACAUCCAGAGGAGGAAGGAGGGGCAGCUGUUUCUGGCACACAUUCAAACUCAGAUGCAUCCAGAAGUUUGGUAGAGCUUCGGCAGAACGUCGGGCGCCUUCUUCUCUCCCACGUGCCUGCGCUGGACCUGGCACAAGUGAAUUUCGAGUGUAAUGUAAUUGAUGAGAUCCUAGACCAGUUUCUCACUAAUAACAAUUCUGACACAACAAAUGAUUAAACAAAAGUCGUCACAUCCUGGAUUUAACUAGCGCUCCGCCUGUAAAUGUUUCAUAAGGAGACCCGUGAGUGGGAUAUUAACUUAAUUUAAGGUAUGUUACAGAUGCUUACGGAUUUUUAUUUUUAGGUUACUUUAACUAGCUUUUUAGGGUUUUUAUGAAACAGAAACGAACAGCUGUAGAUAUUAAUUGCUCCCAAGUUUCUCAAGAAAAUCAAGGAAGUAGCAGUUUGUCAGUAGUCUUGCCAGCUAUUAAUACUUUUGUGUUUGAUUUUUCUCUUGUUUUUGUUUUAAAUAAUAGGUUGCACAUUUUGUAUUAUCAUGUCUUACCAAAUAUAUUUUUAUAUUGCCUAUUUAUAUUUGUUGAUUACUGCUCUGCGGCGAGGUGUGGUUUGUGGCUUAGCUGCAGGGGAGGGGUGGCCGGCACAGCUCAGGUCCAUUACGGUAACCAUGACUUCCCUAUUUAAGUAACUGUCCGGUCCCAAAAGAGGGGUGGGAGGUUUGGAGAGGAGAGGAAAGCGCACAGCCAUACAGGUGUAUAUAUGUGUGUGUGUGUGGCUGUGUAGGAGCAAAAUAAAAAUGAGUUUGUCAAAACAACCUGCAAAGGCAUCAGGUCCUUGUGUCAUAAGCUCUAUAAGACUUUGGUAGUCUUCUCAAAAUCACAACGCAAGUCUGCCACAGAAGUUUGUCAUCGCUGCAAGCGGUUUCAUUAUAAUAAUGAGGUGUGUGAUGUGGGGCACAAGGAGCAAGGUCUUCAGUUUUGGUUGAUUGUUUCAAACUCAAAUGUUUUGGCAGCGUAGGUGGCAAUUAAGGCAUUAACCUUAGGCACCCUGGUUUUACAUUUCACUUUUGGGCAAUAAUUCAAGUUUCACUUUGGUAAAGAGCUCAGUCUGACCAGUGGCCGCAGCAUGAACUUCCAGGUCUGAAUAUACUGAUGAAUUAAACUGGAUCAUUUUGUUUUAAAAACAUCUGUUUUGUAUUUCAAAAUAUUUUUUGAAGCGACUCUCAGGUGAUGAAAUAACCAGCGUGGGAGUCGCAUUUCCAUUUUCCACGACAUUUUACAGAAAAAAAAGAAAAGCAUCAACCACACGGUUUUACAUGUUGUACUUUAACCUGCAUAUCACAGGCUUGGAAACAAUGGGGUUUUUUUCUAAAAUGUCCUCGAUUUUCAACUUUAAUCCUCGGGAUUUAACUAAAAUCCUCAUUGCAAAACUGUUAGCGGUUUUAUUUUCUUUAAGUUAACUUGACUUAAAUGUUUCACAGUUGCAGUGCACUGCUGCUAACUCUGAUAUUUAAAAAUUAAAUAUUCUGUCAAUAACAACCACAGUAAUAAAAGUUUGUUCUACCUAUUUUUUAAUAAAUAAUUUUAA